AUGUCUGGAACUGGAGAGCAUCUCAAAGAUGAGGGUACCAAAACCCAGGUAGUUAUUGCGGGAGCGACAGCUGGGCUCAUUGCUAGAUUUGUGAUUGCCCCUCUCGAUGUUGUCAAGAUUCGUCUUCAAUUGCAGACGCAUUCGCUCACCAAGCCUCCUUCACCUGGGGCCCUGACCACUUCCCCGAAAUACAGAGGAACAGUUUCCACCCUCAAGCAGAUAUUUCGAGAGGAGGGAAUCACAGGAUUAUGGAAGGGAAACAUCCCGGCAGAGCUGAUGUACGUGUCGUACAGUGCUAUUCAAUUUACGGCGUAUCGAUCAAUCACACUUGCUCUGCAGAAGACCGUUGGAGAGAAUAAAUUGCCGUCUGCUGUAGAAAGCUUCAUUGCUGGUGCCAGUGCAGGUGCUGUCGCGACCACCGCGACAUAUCCUCUCGACCUUCUCCGCACACGAUUUGCUGCCCAGGGAACAGAGAAGAUCUACAGCUCAUUGCUAUCGUCAAUUCAAGAUAUUGCUAAGCACGAAGGUCCCCGCGGCUUCUUUCAAGGGCUUGGUGCUGGUAUUGGUCAGAUUAUUCCCUACAUGGGAAUAUUUUUUGCUACUUAUGAGUCGUUGCGCCUUCCAAUGGGCACUUUACAUUUGCCUUUUGGAUCCGGCGAUGCUUCUGCGGGAGUGAUUGCUUCCAUUAUCGCCAAAACAUCAGUCUUCCCACUCGAUCUCAUACGGAAGCGUCUGCAAGUGCAGGGACCGACGCGAGCAAAGUACUUUCAUAAGGCAAUACCCGCGUAUAAAGGUGUAUCUAGGACCAUGCAACAUAUUGUAAGAGAAGAAGGCGUACGGGGUCUCUAUCGAGGAUUGACCGUAAGUCUCGUCAAGGCAGCUCCAGCGAGUGCGGUGACCAUGUGGACCUACGAACGAGUACUCCGGGCAUUACUCAAGCUUGAAAGCAAUUCCAGUGUUGUGUUAUAG
Messenger RNA from Glarea lozoyensis ATCC 20868, 969 nucleotides. Its product is annotated as Mitochondrial carrier. The record is from RefSeq and is a predicted model, not a curated record. Gene Ontology annotation, cellular component: mitochondrial inner membrane. The transcript has 4 exons. Lineage: Eukaryota; Fungi; Ascomycota; Leotiomycetes; Helotiales; Helotiaceae. Bases 1 to 969 code for a protein of 322 amino acids. Gene Ontology annotation, biological process: thiamine pyrophosphate transmembrane transport. Gene Ontology annotation, molecular function: thiamine transmembrane transporter activity.